Styela clava is the source of this 4174-nucleotide messenger RNA. RefSeq lists its product as uncharacterized. Gene Ontology annotation, molecular function: DNA-binding transcription factor activity, RNA polymerase II-specific; RNA polymerase II cis-regulatory region sequence-specific DNA binding. The record is from RefSeq and is a predicted model, not a curated record. Lineage: Eukaryota; Metazoa; Chordata; Ascidiacea; Stolidobranchia; Styelidae. Gene Ontology annotation, biological process: anatomical structure morphogenesis; cell differentiation; regulation of transcription by RNA polymerase II.
GUCUGCUAGGAUUACGGUUCAAAAUUCUGGAGGGCAAGUUGAGUUUCAUGUCCGAAACACGGCUUUGCGCAGUAGCCAAUUUGCACCGACUGAGCUUAUCAAGCAUCUCGGAACAUUUUGAUUAUAUUGGGGGAGUGAGCAGCAAAGAUUCAAAGUCUGUUCUCCAAUGUAUAUUGCAUUGUAGAGAUUUUUGUUGAAACCAAAUAAUUUGAGGUGUGAGAUUCUUCAUAAAAACUUAAAAGUUCAAGAUUCACGUUUCCAUUCUUUAGAUGCCGUAAGUAGCUUAACGUGUAGGAAAAGUAAUAUGAGAUAUUUUACACAAAAAAGAAGGUAAUCAUAUAGUGGUGGCACAAAGUUCACAGACGACAUCGAAUUCUGAACGCCAUACUUGGAAAAUAAAUCAGGACUUCCACACCGAGCAGUUGAGUAUCGAUUGAAGUGCGAUGACAACGGCAGCCGAUUCGUAUUAUGGAGGUCUGACGUUUCUGCGAGACCGAAUGGAAGAUUCGGCACCAGCACUGAUGCACACUUUGAGAGAACCAAAAGACCAUAUGCAGUUGUAUAGCAGGUCUAGCGGGGAUUAUUUCCCACAAAAUUAUUCUCAGGUUAACUACGAAGGAAUGCAGUACCAACCGAAUGAUACGCCAAUGAUACAGCUCAAGAACCACAUUUAUUCCAACUGUGAAUCUGAUAUUCAACGUGAAAAUAUUUACGACUCCUGUACAAUGCCACUUGACUACACGAUGUCCAGGUUUCAGCAAAAACCAGAACAUUCUCAACAUACUUCUAAUCAGACUCCACGUGCGUAUUUGGCGCCGGAGCGAGACAAGAACAACAAUAACAAUGAGUAUAAAGCCGGGCCGUUGCCAGAAUUGGUCAAUUUUAAUCCGAGUAAUGAGGACGACCCAGAUGAAAACUUGAUAGACGUUUACGAUUUGCUCAACUUAUCUCCAGAAAAUAAUUAUGACGGGCAGCAACAGGAUAUUGAAUAUGAGUGUAUUCAAAGACGCAAUGCGCAUAAUUCCUGUGAAGAGGACAAUGAAGUGUUUUAUCCCGGCAACGUCGUGCAGUUCGGGUCCCACGCAGAAGAAAAAAUGAUAAGCUUAUCCCGUUCAGCAGCCACUUCAAAUGGAAGUAUAAUAUCAUGUUGUCAUUCCAACCCUCCCGAACAGGACGGCAAAUUUGAAGCUACUAAGAUCAAUCAGUUAGCGACUCAAAGUAGCUGCGAUUGGCAAGAAAUGAAAAAACUUAGCUACUCUCCCGAAACGACGGAAUUAUCACAAACAGCCCCCUGCAUCAAGACGGAAUUGCAUGCUGAAAUUGAUACUUUCGUGUCUGCGGAUAGCCUUGAACACCAAGCGCCAAAAUCAAAUUUGAGUGCCGGCAAGGUUGACAAUAUGAACAAUUAUUUUGUGAAACCGAUUCCGCCAUUAAAAAAACUGGAUGAUGCGUUGUCGGAACAAGAACAACAAAAUGCGACCAGUUCAGGCAACGAUCUGAUGAAUGGACCACAUUUAGCAUUGCAAGCAAAAAAUGGCUUACACUACGGCGUAUCCGGGUUUAGCUCAAAUAUAAAUUCUCCUUCAGCUGUCAAUGAUGUCAAUUAUAACUACCAAUCCGUUGCAAAAAGUCUGGCAUCGAGACUGCCGCUGAUUGCUCUCGGUGACGAUUCCACGCAAAACCAUCUUGCCAUGAAUACAAACGAGAACUAUCUGAAUCCUAGAAAAUACAUGAACUAUAAUGCAUAUCAAAACGGUAGAGAGCACCUACAUCGCACAGAUAAUAUGAAAAAUACGUUUAUGGACGAUACUCCUGCUUACCCAUAUCAGGAACCAAUCACAGCGCUACAGCAUCAUGACUCUUAUUAUAACCACAGUUAUCCCAUGUCACUAAGUCACCCGCGACCACUAUCACACACUAACUCUGACCCCAGCGCUUUGCAAAAAGUUUGCUCAUCAGAAAGUACGAGGCCUCCGUAUUCAUAUUCGGCUUUAAUUGCUUUAGCUAUUCAGAGUAAUCCGGAAAAACGAAUGACGUUACGGCAAAUCUACAACUACGUAACAGAGUGUUUUCCAUUUUAUAAAAACUGCAAACCCGGCUGGCGAAAUUCAAUACGUCAUAAUUUAUCUCUAAAUGAUUGUUUCCGAAAAGUUCCCCGUAACGAAGAUGACCCAGGAAAGGGGAAUUAUUGGACUUUGGAUCCACAAAGCGAGAAAAUGUUUGACAACGGCAAUUUUAGAAGGCGCCGUAGAAGACGAACAGAGAUACGAGAUUAUCGUUUUUCAGCACGGAGAGUAAGUGACGUUACAGAUUUUUCAACUGGGAGCACUGCGGAACUUAAAGACUAUGAUAACAUGCGACACAGUAGCUUUUCUGGGACGUCAAACUCUAACGCAGAUCAUUUUGAUAUAGCACCAGUAAGCGAUAUACUUGAAAAUGGUAAUAAUAUACAAGAGUCCAAGUAUUUGAACUCGAUUAACCCUGCGUCACGUAUGAUAAGUUCACCAACAGAUAGAGUCAUUUUAAAACCCGAGGAAAGAUGAAUUUGACUCAACGCUGUUGUGUAACACAGACCCACACAGACAUUACAAAGUCUAUAUCGACGUAGUGGGCUGUCUGUGCGAUACUUCGUCUGCGGAUUUUUGUUCUAUUUAUCACGUUUAAAGGAAGAUGUUGUCAAUCAACUGAUCGAUUGUGACAAACUCUUGACAAUCCAUGUUUGAAUGCAUUAUCAAGACGGAAAGAAGUGUCUCUGAACGAGAUUUUACAUCCAAGCAUGUGCAUUUGAUACUGAUUCUUUAAACGGAUGAGCGUUGCAGUAAAUAACCAGUCUGUCACAUGAAAUUCAUUCUUACUUUGGUGCUGUUGGAAUUCUAGAACAAAAAAAUCUUGAAUGGUACCAAUCUUAAAAGUAGAUAGGAUAGGAAAAUAAAGCUUUUACGGUGAUCGCAAAUCGUUUGGUGAGCACUCGCUUGAUGAAAUCGUUGGUCAUAUUUUUAUUUCAACGAACUUUUCAAGUGAAUCACGCGGUCAUAAAAAUAAAAAAGUAAAUACAUUCUAGAAGCCAUUUUCAUAUUUAAAUACUGAUUGUGCUCUAAAGUGUUUGUUUCAUUAGAAAGCGAAUUUCGUUUAAAAAUGUCGUCUCACAAUUUUUUUAAAUUAAUACAUUCGUCCAUUCCGUGUCCAAUAAACGACACCAUGUUGUUUGCACGUCGUUUUCUUUCAAUUCAAAUGGUAGAACGGAAAGUUUCAAGUUUUUUUAUUUUAACUAUUUUCGUUGCUGGGUAUUUCCAGCUGUUUUGUUCCGGUGAUCAACAUAUGUAUUUUUGCUUUGUAAACUAUUUUUUUUUGUAAAUAGGUAUUUAUAAUUUAUAUUCUUUGCACUAUGAGGCAUGUGAAAUUUUGCACAAUAUAUUUACGACUUACGUACGGAAUUUUAUUGGCUGAUUAAAAGUUACAAGUUCUUCAGACAAUCAAAAUUUUGUAUCGCUCUAAAAAUAUUGUUUGGAUCGCUUAAUAUAAUUAAAUGAAAUAUUCACACCCAAAUUCAAAACCCGAUAGCUUUCAGCUACAUCAGUUAUAAGUCUGUUACCUACAUCAGUUAUAAGUCUGUCCAUUACUGGCACAUUUUUUAUCCAAUUCUGUUCCAUGCUCGAUUCAUUCAUGGCCAAUUGUCGACAAGAACAAUCAUCCGCAAUUAUUCUCUUUAUGACGUCAUUUCCGCUAGUUGUGAUUCAAAAAUGUUUAGUCUAUUGCAUGCAUGCCUAAGUACAGUGCAAAAUCUGCAUAGCUCAAAAUAUUUUUAUGCAAUUUUUUUUGCAGUCGUACCCCAAUUGAAUUUUAUGUUUUAAUACAACUCAAUUCAUUUAAAAAGUAAUUUUAGAAAUACCGUUUUGGAUAGUUGGGUCAUAUCUUCAAUUUACCUAAUUUGCUACUGUUUGUAUCUAUUAUAAGUAGAUCUGUUUGUUCUAAAAUUAUUCGCCGCAUCCACUCAGUGUUAAAUCAACUUUUCAUAACUAAUUCGUAUUUUUUCGGUGAACGCACGACGAUUCUAUUACUAUUAAUAUUGUUAUUGUACCUUAUAUAUUUUUUAUUCGGAAUAUGGUUAAUUCUUUUUGAGUACAUUAUGGUUACGUUACAUGCUUUUAACGCAUGAAUAUAUUCGAAAUUCUAA